CUCUUCUGUAUACACAGUCUCGGCUAUAGUUUUAUCGGGAGAGAAUUUCCCAGACUGAGGUCACUCAGGUACCCUUUUGGUGUCUAGGGAUUAUAAAGUUUUUCAGAGAUCAUUCAGCAUUUCAAGACUGGGGUCAGCUGUAGAGUAGAAUAAGAAAGUUGAUUAAUUAACUAUGAAAAACCAACAGCCUGCUUUUAGAGUAACAGCCACUUUAGAGGAAAACAAUAAGAGUUCUUCAGAGGUUAUUAUGCCAAUGGGGCUGAAACCUGAGGACAGGUUAACUCUGAUGCCCUUUACUGACAAGGAAUCUUCAAUAGGAAACCCUAGAAACAAUCAGGUUAUCCCAGAGGGCUGUGAGCCAGGAGCACUCCCCUGGAAACACAGCGAGGACAUCAACAGGAAGACAGCUGGAAUUGUGGGAGCCAUCCCCAUCAUGACCACGCCAUUGGCUGUCAUCUGCUUGCUGCUCAACAUCGUCAUACCAGGAACAGGUACAGUGUUGUCUGGUCUGACCCUGCUCUGCCGUCCGGUGCCCUCAGCACUGGCAGGAGGAGUGGGGGGCAGCGAUGAGAGGCUGGCUCUGGUGUGUCUCAACCUGUGGGUGGGGCUCGCUCAGCUCUUCACUGUCACCUUCCUGCUCAUUGGCUGGGUCUGGAGCAUCACCUGGGGAGUCAUCAUGCUGAGUCUCUCCUCUCAAAGGAGGAGCGAUCAGAACUCUGUACCAACGCAAACAGAGGCAACAGCAUUCUCCACUUCAAGCAAGAGUGGUCGUUUCAUGUAGUAUUGGAUCCACCGAGAUGCACAAAAUAGAAUACGCCUCAGCAGGCCUAUAAACUGUUCCAGUUUAAUGCUUCAGAGUCCCCAGUGACAUGCCUUCUUAUCGCAGGGGCAGGGAGAGGGGAGGGAGAAGAGUAUGUCACAACUGUACCGCUCUGAUGAGCUCACAUAUCCUAGCUGCUUAUAUAAUACCAGCACAAUGUAGCCAAAAGUUAUUUAUACUGUAGUGGUGUUUUUUUUGUUUUAUUUUAUACGCACUUCUUUUUCAUCCUUUUUGGGGUUUAAAAUAUAUGUUGCCAUUUAUUUCAUUUGUCAACUCGUAAUACUCACAUAUAAUGAAGGUGACGUUAAAAAUGACUGGCAUCACAGUUGACCAAAAUGAAGGACAUGAUAAAAAUGAAUGAUGGAAAUAUACACCCUUCUUCAGCACAGUCUGCAGUGGUUGAAUUGCAGCAAGCUGCCGAUUGCUUUUAAAGGCUAACAAUUCUGUUGGCGGAGAUCAACUGGACUUACAGUACUGGCCCGUAUUUCUUGGAAGAAAUUAUAUUUUGGUGUUAUAAAAUCUUUGUGUGAACACUGUCUAGCUAAAUUGGUCAAAGCAAAAUAUGAUCAAGUGGGCUCUGGUGGAUUCAAAUAUUUUAUUAAAUAAAUGACAAUUGAGCCUCACCACGUAAUUUGUUUGAUUUGCCUGAACGAUUUCAACCCUGGGAUUCAUACAGUUCUUUAUAUUGUUGUGUUUGAGUGCCUAUAAUAUCAGCGUGUAGUAUGUUUCUCGCACUUCUCUCUGCUAGUCAGGACAAAAUGAACAGAGACAGGACAAAAUAACUAGAAACACCUGCCUCUUAUAGCAAUUGCUUUUGUGUGAAUGGGUAGUCCCUUACAUGAACAAUUUGUAAUGCAAAUGCCAUUCCUGACAUAAGCUCUGUAAAAUAUAAAACCCUGUUGCUAGUACAUUUCAGUCACGACAGGAAAUAUACAAUGACAGACUUUGAUAGAGGGCUGAUAGUAGGUACUUCUUUGAUGCAGAUUUCCACCCCUCAUACCAUGUUUCAACCCAACGGUAUCAACAAAAUGAUACAAUGACAAGAAUCCUCUUCCUGACCAUUUCAGUGAGCUAUGUGAUGUUAUAGCCCUGACGAUUUCUCAGGACAUCCCCCUGGUUCCACUUAAACCUAUUAUUGUUAGUUGUUUUUAAUUUCAAAUUACCUCAUAGCUACUAUUUAUAAUCCAGAGUAUGUGUUGUUUACGGGAUAAUGGCAUUGCUGUGGCGUGUUACAAGAUAAAAACGGAACUCCUCAGUUCCAUUAUUAAAGCCAGAGACUGGAAAUCAAAGGCGUUAUUUAAACAAAAGGGCUUCAUCAUUACCAAAGAACAUGCCACAGCAAUGCUAUUAUCACUACCACAGCUUUUUAGUUUUAUUUAUUUACUGUACCUCUGUUCAUCUGAAAUAAUCAUUGUAAAUUGGGCAGCAGUGUGGAGUAGUGGUUAGGGCUCUGGACUCUUGACCGGAGGGUCGUGGGUUCAAUCCCCAGUGGGGGACACUGCUGUUGUACCCUUGAGCAAGGUACUUUACCUAGAUUGCUCCAGUAAAAACCCAACUGUAUAAAUGGGUAAUUGUAUAUAAAAAUAAUGUGAUAUCUGUAUAA
This is a messenger RNA of Acipenser ruthenus (sterlet), 2423 nucleotides long. Its product is annotated as protein SPEC3-like. The record is from RefSeq and is a predicted model, not a curated record. The transcript has 3 exons. NCBI's taxonomy places the organism in Eukaryota, Metazoa, Chordata, Actinopteri, Acipenseriformes, Acipenseridae. Bases 173 to 781 code for a protein of 202 amino acids.